This is a messenger RNA of Candida albicans SC5314, 1893 nucleotides long. RefSeq lists its product as uncharacterized. The record is from RefSeq and is a predicted model, not a curated record. Lineage: Eukaryota; Fungi; Ascomycota; Pichiomycetes; Serinales; Debaryomycetaceae. The transcript has a single exon. Bases 1 to 1893 code for a protein of 630 amino acids.
AUGACAAGCACAAGUUCUUAUACCAAUGUUGAUUUUUUCAGUGAUUUGGGGAAGUUACCACCAGAAGUUAUUACUUUAAUUAUUGACAAUAUACCGAAAUGCAUGUUGCCUCAAUUAUUAUAUUUUCCACCGAUUAGAAAAGCUGUCGCUUCCUCGAUUUUGUCAAAUGUAAAUAUUACUAUUCCUGAGGAAGUUGGAAGACACGAGUGGAGUGAUGAACCAGGUGUUGGUUAUUCCAGAUGUAAAUGCGACGUGUUCGACAUUGAAUUCAGUGAUUUUAAGGAGGGCAUAACUCAAUGGCAUGUGUACCCAAAAAUCUUUUCUAUGGAAUAUAUAAAUAAUUUUAAGACUAUUUGGGAUACUUUCCCGCAAAUGAUAACAAAUGCUCUGAGCAUUAAGGGUUUCUUUUUGUGGGAGGAUGAUAGCGAUACAGAGAAUGAUAUCCAUACAGGGGAUGAUAUGCAUACAAAGGAUUUGUUGAAAUUUUUUGCCGAUUCCAAUAUUAAAUUUGAUUCUUUGAAUCUAGCAGAGUUCCCGGGUCCAAUUACAUUACCUCCCAUUACCACAAAUCUUCUGUUACUGCGUACUACCUUGACUAGUUAUGAGAUCCCAGGUUUGAAAAAGUUGGAAGUCGAUUUAUAUUGUGCUGGUGAACAAAACCAAUCUUAUACGUUUACUUCUGAUUUGGAAGAUUUAACAAUUGAAGAUCGUCAUUUUAUUCAAAUGACUUUACCUUCAAGUUUGCGGAGACUAUCGAUAAAUACAGAUAUGGUAUCGGUAAAUAUUAUUUCUGAAGAAUUGGUAAAUCUAGAAUAUCUAGAGCUCAAGAAUCUUAGAAUCCCCUUUAUUAACGAAAUUGGGAUAGUUGCUCCCAAUUUGAAAACAUUAGACUUAGAAGAAUGUCGAAACACAAUCAAUCUUUACGGCUUGAGAGAAUUUCAGAAGUUAAAGCAUUUAUCUUUGAAGCAAUGUGCUUACCCAAUUGGUUUAUUUGAAGAAAAUUUCUUUCCUGAGUUAGAAAGUUUUGAAUUCUCAGGUAAAAAUUCUUUUGAAAGAGAAAAUGCUUACCGGGGAUCAUUGAAGUUUCCUGCAAAUUUAAAACGUUUAUCAAUAAAAUGGGCCAACCAUAUAACAAUUGAUUUGAGAACUUUUAUUCUUCCUCCUCAAUUGAAACAUCUAGAACUUUUAGAUGUCAAUUUCAGUAACGAGCCUUUAAAAUUUAGUGAAAAAUUACAAUAUGUACGAAUCUGUACUCCAGUAUUCAUCUUCCCAGGAAAUUUUAGGAUACCUCCAUUGAUGAAACAUUUUCAAAUUCAGGCUAAUCGUUUGGCUUUUCCUUCAUCACAAUUUAUGUAUAGUUUACCAGAUGGAUUAGAACUUUUACAAUUAUUGUCUUCCGAAAAGGGAAAGUUGUCACAACUAACCCAGAAAGUUAACUGGCCGAAAUCAUUAAAAGUUUUUGGUAUACGUCGUUUGAGGUUACACUCACACUCAUUAGAAUUAUGGAAUUUUCACGAAUCUAAUUUAGAAGAAAUUGAUAUUCAGGGUGGAACUCUUGAUCAAUUAAACGCUGAUGCAUUACCAACUAGCCUCGUAGUGUUAACGUUGCAGAAUUUGCAGAUGCAAAAGCUACGUGGAUCUUUUGAAAACUUGAAAAAUUUGCAAGAAUUAACUCUCGUGCACAAUAAUCUUGAAAACAAGACACAUAUGAAGUUUCCAUCAUUGAAAUUCUUAGAUUUAGGAUACUGCAAGUUUGAUUUGAUACCACCAGUAUCAGUUUCCUUAAUUAAAGAAAGAAGAAGUUUACUUACAUUGGAGUCAGCUUCUAUGGAUGUUGUUAUUCUGCAAGAAGAUACAUGUAUUACUCAAAAACCCAAACGAAUAAAGAUAUAA